UCGCGUUAUACGUCAUUGUGGAAAACAUGAAACUUGUUACAGUAGAGUUGCUUAUAGUUCUUCAUUAAACACUGAAUUUCACCUAAUUUAACUAUAAUACAGGAAUUCAGUUCAGAUGAGUAUUGCGGAAAAGCGUUUUAAACGAAAAUAUUUUUACAUUGACUCGUGUUUACAGUUCAAAACAGCAGCGGACUGUGACAUUUAUUGAUAAUAAAUUAAUAAAGUCAUGGAGAAUUCUGAAGAAGAUUCGCUUCAGUUGCAUGAGGAUGAAGAAAUAAUCGAGGUAAUUGAUCUGAAUGACACAGAACAGACCGCAGAUGAUCUUGCUGAUGAAUUGGAGGAUGUGGAUGUUGCUGAAGAUAAAAGAUGGGAGACUGAAGAUGAGAUGGAAUCAGAACAAGACGACAGUGAACUCACUUUCUCCAAACACACCGGUUCAGUGUUUUGUGUUCGUUUGGAUCCAGUGACUAACAGUCUUGCAGUAACUGGAGGAGAAGAUGACCGAGCGUUUGUGUGGAGCGUGAGUGAUGGUGACGUGCUGUUUGAAUGCACCGGUCAUAAAGAUUCAGUCACGUGUGUUGAGUUCAGCUGCGACUCGAAGCUGGUGGCAUCUGGAGAUAUGAGCGGACUCAUUAAAGUCUGGAAAGUGGAAAACAAGACGGAAAUCUGGUCGUUUGAAGUCGGAGAUCUGGAAUGGUUGGAGUGGCACCCGUGUGCUCCGGUCUUACUGGCCGGUACAGCCGAUGGAAAUCUGUGGAUGUGGAAGAUUCCAAGCGGAGACUGUAAGACAUUUCAAGGGCCCAACUGUCAGGCGACCAGCGGAAAGAUUCUCCCUGAUGGAAAGAAAGCGAUUGUAGGCUAUGAAGAUGGAACUUUACGUCUGUGGGACCUUAAACAAGGAAAUGCCAUUUAUGUCAUCAAAGGUCAUGAUGGUCAUCAGGGGGCACUCACAUCGAUGGCGUGUAAUAAAGACGGAUCACUGGUUCUGACUGGGUCAGUGGAUGGUCAAGCUAAACUCAUCAACUCAUCCACAGGGAAGGUGUUAUGCUCAUUUUCCACUGAAAACAGUGAAGUUAAAGACUCUAUGGAGGAGCAAAAUCCUAAUUCAGUAGAAUCUGUGGGCUUUUGCAAUGUGUUGCCUCUAAUUGCUGUUGCGUAUCUGGACGGCACUCUGGCAAUUUAUGACAUGAACUCUCAGAGCGUCAGACACCGCUGUAAACAUGAGGUUGGUAUUGUGCACAUGCAGUGGGAGGAAGCGUCUGCAGUCGUCAGCACCUGUAAUCUCGCUGGUGUCGUCACUCUGUGGGACGCUCGAUCGGGUCACAUGAUGUCAGAAUACCGCGGUCACGGUGCUGAGAUUCUGGACUUUGUGCUCAACAGAGAUGCAUCAGUCGCCGUGACCGCUGGAGGGGACCAUAAAGCCAAAGUGUUCUGUCUGCAGAGACCCGACCGAUAGAGAGACCUGCUUCUCCUGCGUCCUGAAACCAAUUAGACUUCAGUCACAUUUCAACUCCAUAAGGCCAACUUUUCCAAUCUUUGACACUUUUAACAUCAAUGACUGUGUGACUCUUGACAAACUUAUUAUUGUUUUAUCUUCAUUAAGCUCCAUGCAGGUAGAAUUGGGACACAUAUGAUAUAUGUGAUAUUCUAUUUUAAAAACACGUUGUUCAAGUGAUUAAUCAUUUUUCUUUACAGUAAACACUGGAUUUAUUCGUAGGUUCAGUGUCCAGACUGUUGAACUGACCAGACAGAUUAAAGAUCUUCUGUUGUUGAAGAACUGUUUGCUUUGUGUGUUUGUGUUGUCUUGUGUUUGUUUGAGGAGAAACUCUAAGCAGCUUUUCGCGUUCUUUCCUUACAGUAAAUUAUCAGCGGUGACACAAAAUCGGCAGCAUACACUUGACUGACAAGACCAUUGUAUGAUGUCAUGCUUUUGAUGGCCAUAAAUUCUGUUGUAGAUUAAUGUCAUGUUGAAACACUGCGUCUCUCACUAAUAAUUGCGUAAAAGUGUUCUUAUGUGUGCAUAAAAAAUGAAAUCAAAAUGAGUCGUAGGUCACAGUGCACCAUUUUUUGAAAAAUUUGAUUUGUCAAAAAAAAGAUUUGACUGUUUUGUUUUCUGGAGUUUUUUGAUUAAACAAAGUCUCCAUUUUCAAAUGAUGUCAAUGUUAACAUGAAACUCAAAUGAAAUGUUUUUAUUCUCUUUAAUGCGGCGUUUCCAUUCAGACAGAAGCGCUGCAUUGAGUCUCCUCCAAUCAGCAGCCUUCAAAUUACAGCAAGAAAAGAAAUGCAUGAAUAAACAUCAGAGGGGAUGUUGAAAGAUACAAUGCCAAUGGCUGAAUGAUCAUCUAAUGUAAUCGACAAAUCAGUUUUUCAACAGAGAGAAGACAAAGUCAAUGAACUUUGACCUAACGGUUGCCUACAUUUACCUCAGGAAAGUUAUACGAUGUCCAUAGUCAAUUAUCUUAAAAUUACCUUUAGAGAAGAGCAAAUUGCUAAAGUUUAAAAAAAAAACUAUUACGGUCAGAGAUAUAACAACAGAUGCAGAGUAGAUAACUCAAUUCAGAGGAUUUAACUGUGCCGGCACCGGUGGAUACACAAUAACAUAUAAAGGGUUUCCACGCAACCUCUAGAACUAAUAUAUGUAUUUUUAUAUACAAAUAUCCACUGGCGGCCAGAAGUUUGGAAUAAUGUACAGAUUUUGCUCUUAUGGAAAGAAAUUGGUACUUUUAUUCACCAAAGUGGCAUUCAACUGAUCACAAUGUAUAGUCAGGACAUUAAUAAUGCGAUAAAUUACUAUUAUAAUUUGAAAAAAAAAUUCAGAACUUCUUAAACUACUUAAGUGUUCUCAUCAAAAAAUCCUCCACAUGCAGCAAUGACAGUUUUACAGAUCCUUGUUAUUCUAGCGGUCAGUUUGUCCAGAUACUCAGGUGACAUUUCACCCCACACUUCCUGUAGCACUUGCCAUAGAUGUGACUGUCUUGUCGGGCACUUCUCACGCACCUUACAGUCUAGCUGAUCCCACAAAAGCUCAAUGGGGUUAAGAUCCAGAACACUCUUUUCCAAUUAUCUGUUGUCCAAUGUCUGUGUUUCUUUGCCCACUCGAACCUUUUCUUUUUGUUUUUCUGUUUCAAAAGUGUCUUUUUCUUUGUAAUUCUUCCCAUAAGGCCUGCACCCCUGAGUCUUCUCUUUACUGUUGUACAUGAAACUGGUGUUGAGCGGGUAGAAUUCAAUGAAGCUGUCAGCUGAGGACAUGUGAGGCGUCUAUUUCUCAAACUAGAGACUCUGAUGUACUUAUCCUCUUGUUUAGUUGUACAUCUGGUCUUCCACAUCUCUUUCUGUCCUUGUUAGAGCCAGUUGUCCUUUGUCUUUGAAGACUAGUGUACACUUUUGUAUAAAAUCUUCAGUUUUUUGGCAAUUUCAAGCAUUGUAUAGCCUUCAUUCCUCAAAACAAUGAUUGAUGAGUUUCUAGAGAAAUCUGUUUCUUUUUUGAAAUUUUUGACCUAAUAUUGACCUCAAGACAUGCCAGUCUAUUGCAUACUGUGGCAACUCAUAAACACAAAGACAAUAUUAAGCUUCAUUUAAUGAACCAAAUAUCUUUCAGCUGUGUUUGAUAUAAUGGCAAGUGAUUUUCUAGUACCAAAUGAUCAAUUUAUCAUGAUUACUCAAGGAUAAGGUGUUGGA
Myxocyprinus asiaticus (Chinese sucker) is the source of this 3678-nucleotide messenger RNA. RefSeq names its product angio-associated migratory cell protein-like. The coding region runs from base 227 to 1456 and encodes 409 amino acids. Gene Ontology annotation, molecular function: protein binding. The transcript has 11 exons. Gene Ontology annotation, cellular component: cytosol. Lineage: Eukaryota; Metazoa; Chordata; Actinopteri; Cypriniformes; Catostomidae. The record is from RefSeq and is a predicted model, not a curated record.